This is a messenger RNA of Thermothielavioides terrestris NRRL 8126, 2205 nucleotides long. RefSeq lists its product as uncharacterized. Gene Ontology annotation, biological process: transmembrane transport. The coding region runs from base 174 to 2066 and encodes 630 amino acids. The transcript is spliced from 4 exons. The record is from RefSeq and is a predicted model, not a curated record. Gene Ontology annotation, molecular function: dipeptide transmembrane transporter activity. NCBI's taxonomy places the organism in Eukaryota, Fungi, Ascomycota, Sordariomycetes, Sordariales, Chaetomiaceae. Gene Ontology annotation, cellular component: membrane.
CGGCAACUUGGGUCGCCCUUUGCAACCUGCUGCUCGUUUCUCUGUCGUUCUUCCUCUCACUUCUGUGGUGUAGCCGUCCCAGCCUGCGUGCCCGUGUGCUUCUCUUGACUCCGGGCUCGCACACCUCCCCAACUCUGCGCCGACGCAGCCAACCGACCGGCUAAUAAAAAAAGAUGGCGGAGAAGCCGUCCUCGUCCGGCCACGGCUCAGUUGCGUCGCCCACCGAGGCUGUGGGCGACGUGGAGAAGCAGCCUCAUGCCCCCGCUGGCAACGGCCAUGCGCCGUAUCUCAACCCGUCUGUCAUGGAGGAGGAUUAUGAGGGCAAACCGACCGAGGAGGAGCUGGCCGUCCUGCGCCGCGUGCCUGGCACCAUUCCCAUUAUCGCUUAUCUCAUCUGCGUCAUUGAAUUCUGCGAGCGCGCCUCGUACUACGGCGUCCAGCCCUUGAUCAGCAACUAUGUCAACCGCCCGCUCCCCCCCGGCGGCAACGGUUAUGGCGCGCCGCCGGUCGGAACCCAGGAGACUGGCGGCGCCCUAGGUAUGGGGACCGUUGUCGCCAAUGCCGUGACCCAAUCCUUCAGCAUGCUUGCCUACGCGUUGCCUCUUGUGUUCGGCUGGCUCGCCGAUGCCAAGACGGGUCGCUUCAAGCUGAUCUGCUGGGGCGUUGCUGUGUUCGGUACUGCCCACGUCCUCCUGGUCGGGGCCGGCGCAAAGGAUCUGCUGGCAAGCGGACACGCCAAGGGCCUCUUCUUCCUGGCGGUCUACAUCCUGUCCGUCGGCGCGGCAAUGUUCAAGCCGAAUGUGUCGCCUCUCCUGCUCGACCAGGUGACCACGACUGUCCCCAAGGUGAUCACUCUCCCGAGUGGCGAGCGGGUUAUCGAGGACCCCGAGGCCACCGCCGAGCGGGUCAUGCUCUGGUUCUACCUGAUGAUCAACAUCGGUGGCUUCAUGGGCGUUGCCACGGCCUACUCGGAGAAAUACGUCGGGUGGUGGCUCGCCUUCCUGAUCCCCCUCCUUCUCUACCUGCCGCUGCCAUUCCUCCUCUGGUUCCUCAGCAAGCGCGUCAUUCUCCACCCGCCUGGCGGCAGCGAUCUGCCCAAUGUCUUCCGAGUCCUCGGCAUCUGCUUCCGUCGGGGCGGCAUCAAGAGGAUCGGCCGUCACGGCUUCUGGGAUCUUGCCAAGCCCUCCGACAUUGCGGCAGCCGGCCUGAGCGACAAGUACAAGACGCGGUGGAAUGACCAAUUCGUUGAGGACGUCCGCCGGACUUUCCAGGCGACCGGCAUCUUCUGCUUCUUCCCGAUCCAGUACCUCAACGACAACGGUAUUGGCGCUGCGGCUAGUUUCCUGUCGACGAUGCUGGAGACCAACGGGGUGCCCAAUGAUGUCAUCUCCAACUUCAACUCUCUCAGCAUCAUUGCCUUCGCCCCCGUGCUCAACUAUGGCCUGUACCCUCUCUUGCGGAAGCUGAAUAUCCACUACGGACCGGUCGCGCGCAUUACCACCGGCCUCGCCUUGUCGACCAUCGGCGGCGUGGGUUACACCGUCCUGAACUACUACGCCUACCAGCAGUCGCCUUGCGGAGAGUAUGGCUCGAGUAACUGCCAGAUCGGCACUGGGGUCGCGCCCAUCACCAUUUGGUGGAUGGCGAUUCCUUUCGCCAUCGGCGGCAUUUCGGAACUGUUCGUCAAUGUCCCGGCCUAUGGAAUCGCCUACUCUCGCGCGCCCGUUAACAUGCGUGGCCUCGUGUCCGCGCUCAACUUGUUCAACACGGCCGUCGCCUACGCCAUCGGCUUGGCCUGCUCCUCCGUCAUCACCGACCCUUAUCUGACUUGGGACUUCGGCGGCCCUGCCAUUACCGGCGGUGUGCUGACGAUCGUCUUCUACUUCACCUUCCGGCACAUCGACAAGGAGGAGUAUGUGCUGGGCCACGCAAACCCAGACGAGGACUACCACUUGGAGAUGGAAGGAACUCGCAACGUCGUCGGCGAGAACGCGCUCAACAAGAGCUCCAACCGGCCGGCGCCCAUUGCCGACAACGAGGAAAUGAUGAUCUCGCAGAAGCAGUAGCCGAGAUCUCGAGCGGAAGGGUCACGGAUUGGAGUUCGGCGUUUUCUCAGUCCCUCUGCGUCCUCGGCCCGCGGACGGGCGCGGUUGACGAAGGAAGGAGGGCCGAUCAUGGCCGCUGGUUUUGUAACAUAGUUAAAAU